UAUUUUGGUUUUUUUUUCCAAAGUAAUCAAACAAUUUUUGUUUUGAAUAAACAAAAAAUCAACGGGAACUAAAAAUGGAGCCUUGCUAUAGUUUACCCUGUUCGUUCAUAAACCCUCGAGAGAGUUAGAGUGAGAUAGAAGGAGAGAGGAAGAAGUCAUGGAAGGGAGUUCGUACCAGCGAUUUCCAAAGGUGAAAAUCCGAGAACUCCGAGAUGAUUACGCCAAAUUCGAGCUCCGGGACACCGAUGCCAGCAUGGCCAACGCUCUCCGUCGCGUCAUGAUUGCCGAGGUUCCCACCAUUGCCAUUGAUUUGGUAGAAAUUGAAGUGAACUCCUCUGUUCUCAACGACGAGUUCAUUGCCCAUCGCCUCGGUCUCAUUCCCCUCACCAGCGAGCGUGCCAUGUCCAUGCGCUUCUCUCGCGACUGUGAUGCUUGCGAUGGUGAUGGCCAGUGUGAGUUUUGCUCUGUCGAGUUUCACCUUCGCGCCAAGUGCCACUCCGACCAAACCCUAGACGUCACCAGUAAGGAUCUCUAUAGUUCUGAUCACACUGUUGUCCCCGUUGAUUUCUCCGACUCUGCUGCAGCUACUGGUGAAGCGCUGGAUACCAAAGGAAUAAUCAUUGUGAAGCUACGUCGCGGUCAAGAGUUGAGGCUUAGAGCCAUAGCUAGGAAGGGCAUUGGUAAAGAUCACGCAAAAUGGUCGCCUGCAGCAACUGUGACAUUCAUGUAUGAGCCGAGCAUUCACAUCAAUGAAGACCUAAUGGAAACAUUAACUCUAGAGGAAAAAAGAACUUGGGUUGAAAGUUGUCCGACCAGAGUAUUUGAAUUGGAUCCGGUCACUCAUCAGGUUAUGGUGGUUGAACCUGAGGCAUACACUUAUGAUGAUGAGGUGAUUAAAAAAGCAGAAGCUAUGGGUAAAGCUGGAUUAGUGGAUAUUACGGCGAGAGAAGAUAGUUUUAUCUUCACAGUCGAAUCUACAGGUGCAAUCAAAGCUUCCCAGUUGAUACUCAAUGCCAUAGAUAUCCUGAAACAGAAGCUGGAUGCCGUCCGUCUUUCAGAUGAUACCGUAGAAGCAGAUGAUCAGUUUGGUGAGUUAGGUGCACAUAUGCGAGGUGGAUGAUCCAACACCAGGCUUACUCAUAUGAUAUGUUGUUCCUAGGAGGUGGGUGGAGGCUAACUUGAAUUUUGUUUUCGUGGAUAAUCUGGUUUUCUAUAUGAAUGAACCCUGUGGUUUAGUGCAGUUUUUCCUAGCUUCUGGAAAUGAUUAUAAUGUAGUAUCUUUGGCAUUGUUUGACACGGAUUCGUUAAGCAUCUUGAAAUUGGAACAAGAUGGUGAAAAAACAAUUUGUUGUUGGGUAUCUUUAGGGGUAGAAGAGUGACAUCAAACAUUUGCAUUGAAGUUCUUAGACAGUUGUUUUAAUCUAUUGUGCAUCAAAGUAAAAUUAAGCUUUUGCUCA
Messenger RNA from Cucumis melo (muskmelon), 1457 nucleotides. RefSeq names its product DNA-directed RNA polymerases II, IV and V subunit 3-like. The transcript has 3 exons. Gene Ontology annotation, molecular function: protein dimerization activity; DNA binding; DNA-directed RNA polymerase activity. The record is from RefSeq and is a predicted model, not a curated record. NCBI's taxonomy places the organism in Eukaryota, Viridiplantae, Streptophyta, Magnoliopsida, Cucurbitales, Cucurbitaceae. Bases 158 to 1120 code for a protein of 320 amino acids. Gene Ontology annotation, cellular component: RNA polymerase II, core complex. Gene Ontology annotation, biological process: DNA-templated transcription.